Molecule: messenger RNA, 2569 nt
Organism: Triplophysa dalaica
Lineage: Eukaryota; Metazoa; Chordata; Actinopteri; Cypriniformes; Nemacheilidae
Gene: mims1a
Product: family with sequence similarity 210 member Aa
Exons: 5
Coding region: 249-998 (249 amino acids)
Cellular component (GO): mitochondrion
Source: RefSeq, a predicted model, not a curated record
CAUCAUGCGUCGUAACUGGUGCGGUCUCUCAAUGACAGAAGGGACAUGAAUAAGAAGUGGUUUGUGUGAACAAAUGACACAAUGCUGGUCCUGGUGAACUAUGUAUGUCACGUUAUCAGAGUUUCUAUCGGUUUAUCGUUUUUCCGUUCAGACGGUGAAAUUUUAUUUAGUUGAACAGCUGAAAUCUGUGUGACCAACAUUAGUUUCAUCAUCAGGGUUAAAGAUUGGGAGAGGCAGCUUGUGUUGAGAUGAAGAGGUUUGUGUGUGUUGGAGUGUUCAGGCAGACUGCUGCUCUGAUGCAGAUCACACCUUCAUCUUCCUUCGGUCAUCGCACACAGAUGCUGGUACCCUCAGCCCAUCUGACCCAUCUGAUCUCCCGCCCACGAUGGCUCAACACCUCUGCGGUGUCGUCCUGUCCGGCUCCUCGGCAAAACUCCAGCGGAGAUCCUGCGGUUCAUGGCGCUCCGGGGCAGGAGGAGUCGGACCCGCUGCAGGACAGUUCAAUAAGCCUCAUAGAGAGGUUCAAAAAGACCUUUAAACAGUACAGCAAAGUCAUGAUCCCUGUGCACGUGGUGACAUCUACGGUGUGGUUUGGUACCUUUUAUUACGCUGCAAUGAAGGGAGUGAAUUUGGUGCCGUUUCUUGAGUUUCUUGGAUUUCCUGAUAAGGUUGUUAAACUUCUGGAGAACUCUCAGAGCGGCUAUGCAUUAACAGCCUAUGCCAUGUACAAGAUUGCCACACCUGCAAGGUACACGGUAACAUUAGGAGGAACCUCACUGUCUAUAAAGUACCUGAGGAAGCACGGCUACAUGUCCACUCCUCCGCCGGUGAAAGAAUAUCUUCAGGAGAAGAUGGAGGAGACCAAAGGGAGAAUCUCUGAGAAAAUGGAAGAGACCAAGGAUCGCUUAUCCGAGAGAAUGGAGGAAACGAAAGACAAGUUCAAUGAAAGACUUCAAGAAACCAAAGACAAAGUGUCUUUCCGAAAGAAAAAGGAGUAGAAGCCUCAUAAAGAGAGGUGUUAGAUUUGGACUUGUGAGUCUACAGUUUAUGGAGAAGGACAAUGCACUAAAGAUUUGAUGUGACAUCUUCCAGUAAUGUGAUGUUACUUCAAAUAUAAUACACCUUAAUGGGGAAAACACGUGCUUUUCAAAUCUAAUGUAGGCUGCACAUUUGAUAUGACUGGUUCACGUUGUUGGCUAUGCUAUUGCGAGAUGAUAAAAUCAUAUGUCAAUAGUACUAUACUUUAGUUUCUGGUGAUAAUCACAGCACAAUGUUUUACAACAAAGUUGUACAUUGUACAUGUAUUAUCGCGUAUGUGUCCACACGUGAGGCCUCUGUAAUACUCCAUGCCUUGUCUUCAUUAAUAUUACGCAGCUCUUAUUUAAGCUAUAUCUUAUAGUUAUCACAGGUUUGAGUUACUGAACAUGAUAUGGUCAAAAUCGGAAGAUUCGAAACCGAUUGUGACUAGACAUUAUGCAAAAUAGUGUUCUUAAAGCUGUAAAUGUACAUGCAGCACAUAUACUUGUGUGUUAUGUUGUUCUGAAAAGUGAAAAACACCUUAAAAUUUACUGAAUCAAACUAAUUUGUCAAGAUGUCUUAUUUUACCCUAUGUGACUUUAUUUUAAGUCACUGUUUUUAUCACACAUUAAUGUAUUUUUAGCUAAACUAUAAAUUACAUUUUAUAAUGACAUGUAUUUAUCAGGAGAUGUGAUCACAUCAAGCACUCUUUAGGUCUCAUGCGUCAAUCCCUGCAAACCAACUCAUAUAUAGAUGCGUCAUGACAGGAGGCUGUGGGAUCUUGAACUGAAGAUAAACCAUGAAAAGAAAAACCUGGUUGGUCACAAAAAAAACUUUUGAGUUUGUUGACUCAUUCUGUGAUGUCCCGUGACAUUGUGAGACCCUCUGUUUAAGGGGUUCCUAAAAUAUUGUGUCCGAAUACAUAUUAAACUGAUAAAUAUGAAGUUAAAUACACCACGAAUAAUAGUUGUGUGUAUUAGUAUAAAUGUAUUUGAUUGGAUACAGACGAAUGCAGCAUAACAAUGACACUGGUGUAACUGCUGCAUAAGUAGUGUAAAAGAAGAAUUAUAAAACAAAAGAAAAUGUGCAGAAAAUAAACACAUGAAUCAAAGGAGCAGCAGGUGUAUGAAAAUCAUUAGCUCACCCUUAUGGCAACACGAACCAUUAAUGUGGAAUUAAAUGCUGUCACGUUAGCUUAUAUGGGGGUCAAUGUAGCAAAGACACUAUUUCAACAUCGAUUUGGAAACACUUAAAAAUUAAAUUUCCUAAAUUCUCUAAUAGACCUUAUUCUUAAAGCUCCACCUUGUUUCUGCACCAGAAUUGAUAGUGUCUGUUAAUUAUAAAACUGAAAAUGAACAAAAAUGAACAAACAAAUUUUUCCUUUAUAAAUGCCUUUAAGUAAAUACAAAUGUUGUGAAAGCUCACUUUUUGUUUUAUGUAUAUAUGACAUCUAUGUAAAACACACUUGUGCUGUUGUUCUGGGAUUAAACAUUAAACGAAUACUCCACACAAAAACAAACAUUUUGUUAUGAAUUACUCGCGCUCAAGUUGU